Chenopodium quinoa (quinoa) is the source of this 770-nucleotide messenger RNA. RefSeq lists its product as uncharacterized. The record is from RefSeq and is a predicted model, not a curated record. The coding region runs from base 49 to 546 and encodes 165 amino acids. NCBI's taxonomy places the organism in Eukaryota, Viridiplantae, Streptophyta, Magnoliopsida, Caryophyllales, Amaranthaceae. The transcript is spliced from 3 exons.
GUAGUUGAAAGAACAAACAUACCCAUUUUAAUUUUCUGCAAGCACAAGAUGAUGCAUGUUUCUCCUCCCUAUUUACUUUCACUACUUCUCGUUUGCUUCUUUGUUGGCACCACCGCGAAGAUCACAACUUCAAUCCCUCACAAUGGUGGAAUUGCUUCCAGAAAAGACAUUACGCUUUCUUAUACAAAGGUAACACCAAUGAUAAAAACUAGCACCGCUACUAGUAAGCUAAACAAGCUUGAAGGAGAGGCGAUAAGCUGGGUGAUGAAUCAUCGUACAAGAAGUUUGAAUCAAGUGAACAUGGAAGUAGUAGAGACUCCAAAUAAGAAGUCAUCUACAAAAAACAAUGUAGUUGUUACAAAAUGCGACAAUGUAUCUUCAAAGGUUUCAUCAAAAUCAAUAUCCUCGUCGACUAAAGAAGGUUCAAGUAAUGAAAAAUGUCAAAAACUUGGAAGAAAACUUAUACCAAGAAAACAAGAUAUGGAUACUUUUGUAGCUUAUGCUGAUUAUCGUGGACCGCAACGUCAUCCGCCAAGGAACAACUAAGGAUAAUAAUUAAUCAAAUAUGCAUGAAUUACUUAAUUAAUACAAGCUUGAUCUCUAUAGAUUUUUGUUUUGGUUGCACCAUUAAAAAUGGUUUUAUAAAACUGUACGUUUUUUUUUAUAUCUAUCGUUUUUUUGUACUUUGAUUUAUCUUUUGUUUGUUGUUUGUAAUCUUAUAUAGUAUACCUAUGUCUUUUAAGUAACAAAGAUUGUCAUCAAGACCUAAG